GGUUACCAUGGCAACAAGACGUAGGAACAUUGUCAUAGGUACUUGUUUUCAACGGACAACAUUCAGCCGGAUCUAUUUCCGGUCCUUCCUUUUCAACAGUUCCCCACCAAAAUGGCUCCUACCAAGAAGGGAGAGAAGAAGAAGGGGCGUUCAGCCAUCAAUGAGGUGGUGACCAGAGAAUACACCGUCAACAUCCACAAGCGCAUCCAUGGAGUGAGCUUCAAGAGGAGAGCUCCUCGUGCUCUCAAAGAGAUCCGCAAGUUCGCCAUGAAGGAGAUGGGAACUCCUGAUGUACGCAUCGACACCCGCCUGAACAAGGCUGUGUGGACCAAAGGCGUCAAGAACGUGCCAUACAGGAUGAGACUAACGUUCACCUGUGUUAUUUACAGGAUGAGACUAACGUUCACCUGUGUUAUUUACAGGAACGUGCCAUACAGGAUGAGACUAACGUUCACCUGUGUUAUUUACAGGAUGAGACUAACGUUCACCUGUGUUAUUUACAGGAACGUGCCAUACAGGAUGAGACUAACGUUCACCUGUGUUAUUUACAGGAACGUGCCAUACAGGAUGAGACUAACGUUCACCUGUGUUAUUUACAGGAACGUGCCAUACAGGAUGAGACUAACGUUCACCUGUGUUAUUUACAGGAACGUGCCAUACAGGAUGAGACUAACGUUCACCUGUGUUAUUUACAGGAACGUGCCAUACAGGAUGAGACUAACAUUCACUAUGUUAUUUACAGGAACGUGCCAUACAGGAUGAGACUAACGUCCACCU
Oncorhynchus mykiss (rainbow trout) is the source of this 777-nucleotide messenger RNA. The record is from RefSeq and is a predicted model, not a curated record. NCBI's taxonomy places the organism in Eukaryota, Metazoa, Chordata, Actinopteri, Salmoniformes, Salmonidae.